AUGGUUUCUUUUUCGUGCGAGUCGUGCGGCGACGUCUUGACCAAGAAGAAGCUUGACCCGCACCGAAACCGCUGCCACGGUGCCACCUUCACCUGCAUCGAUUGUAUGGUCUAUUUUCCUGGCACAGAUUAUCGCACCCACACGAGUUGCAUGACGGAAGAUCAAAAGUAUCAAGGCGCCCUCUAUCGUCCCAAGAAAGCAAAGACGGCACCCACCGAGACCACGUCCAUUGCGGCCACUGUAGCAACACCGAAGACCAUGGCGCAGCCAGCAUAUGUUGAAGAUCUCCCGGACGAGUUCGACUCGUGGCGGAACUAUGAGCAGGACAGCGAUGACGACAACCGAUCCACCAUAGGCCCUCUCCCCGAGGCGCCCACCCCUCCCGCUGCCGUCGAUGACUCGGUCAACGUCUUUGAUUUCCUCGUCGCCACUGCGACGCCAACUGCCUCUAGCGUUUCUCUGAUCAGGCCGGCUCCCCCAGCUCAGCUGAGCGAGGAGACCCAGCUAGUCCGUUUUAACCACGAGGCCAACGGCCAGAGAGAUCUAUCGGAUAUAGAGGAUGGUGCAUUGGUCCAGUAUGGCUCCGGUCCGGUACCAACUUCUAACCUCGAGACACCCGCGCCAAAGGCGCUACGGAAAAAGACGAGAGAUGGGGACAAGGAGGUAAAGAAGGACAAGAAGCGGAAGAGGUUACACGUCGAGACUGACCAAAUAAUGACGGAUGCGCCCCCGGUUCUACACUCUGGACUGACGGGUGGGUUGAACCGACUGAUGAGCAGACCGUCUGUCUUCCCGCCGUCGCCUGACUACUCUGGUGGCGAUGUCGCAGAGACGCCGGCUAGCCCGCUCAAGAAGUCGAAACACUCGAAGCACCACAAGUCUGGCCGGACAGACACCAUUAGCAACAGCCUGAUGGCCAUGCUGGCUGCGGGUUCGAAGCCAAAGACCAAGAAGCGAAAGCAGACGACUUCGAGCUCAACCUCUGCGUCGACCAAGAAGAAGCACACCAAGCGUCUGGAGGGGGCCAAGGAAGCGAAGCUUAUCGAGUACCAAUCCGGAGCCAAGGACAGCAAAGAGGGCAACAACGGCAGUGGCCAGAUGGUGAUAUAUAAACCACGCGCCGAGCGUUUCCUCAGCUUCGUCAACAAAGGCCCAGAGAGCGAUCGUGGCUGCAGCAUGAACAAGGCGCUCAAGCGCUUUCAUCGGGAGCGCACCGCCGAGGGCACCAGCUUAAGCAAGCUGAUGGAAGAGAAGGAGCUCUGGCGAUCAUUGCGGAUGAAGAAGAACGAAAGGGGCGAGAUCGUGCUUUUCAGCGUCUGA
Messenger RNA from Lasiosphaeria miniovina, 1320 nucleotides. RefSeq lists its product as uncharacterized. Gene Ontology annotation, cellular component: nucleolus. Gene Ontology annotation, biological process: negative regulation of transcription by RNA polymerase II; rRNA processing. Gene Ontology annotation, molecular function: DNA binding. NCBI's taxonomy places the organism in Eukaryota, Fungi, Ascomycota, Sordariomycetes, Sordariales, Lasiosphaeriaceae. The record is from RefSeq and is a predicted model, not a curated record. The coding region runs from base 1 to 1320 and encodes 439 amino acids. The transcript has 3 exons.